AGUUAAACUAUUUAUCAGUAAGUAUUUGAUUACUAAUGAAGUCAUUGAAUAACAGUUUUGCCGCAAAACACGUGAUUUCAUAAUACAAAUCAAUGAAUACAUUGAAUGCAGUGUUUGUUUUGCAUAUGAUUUAUAUGAUCACAGAAGUGGUCGACAACUGAUCCAAACAAAAUCAGAUUUCGGGUCAACACAUCUGGUCAGUGGACAGUUCAUCGGUGGUGUACAAAAUGGCCGUAAUAUUGAACGCUUAUUACCAGAAAUUGAUUGACUUUGGGUACAUAAUAAUGCCGAAAGUGGACGAACUGUGUGGGGGUUGGCUGUCGGCCAGGAUUUGGACUUUUUAUGAGACAAAUACACAUCAUUUUCGGCAAUUUGAUCGCAAGAGUCGACUAAAGCGAAAACUAACCAGUUGUCUGACCAAAUACUUUACCAUCAAUGACCUCAAGUUUGAAAACCUCUACAUCAGCGGCUCGACGGUCAACGGAUUUGCCACCAAUGACUCGGACAUUGAUCUGUGUUUUGUUGUCCACAACUUUUUCUAUAAAGACUUUUCAAAGUCCAAGAAAGUUGACAUCUUGUCGACCAUCGAGAGUAUUGUGAGCAACGAGUUUGAAGUGGUCGACAGCCAAGUAAUUGAGGCCAGAGUACCGAUUUUGCGGUACACCGAUCGGCUAACGGGUAUUCGGGUUGAGAUUAACAUCAAUAAUGAAAUCGGAAUCAGAAACUCAAGACUACUCUACUGUUACUCAAAACUUGACUGGCGUGUCGUUCCUAUCUGUAUAUCCAUCAAACAGUGGGCAAAACACUAUCAGAUUAUCGACUCGUUUAGCGGCUGUCUGUCGAGCUAUUGUGUGGAACUGAUGGCAAUAUUCUAUCUCCAGAUUUGUUCGCCACCACUAUUGCCAUGUCUUCAGAAAACAGAUGUACAGAUGUUUGCCACAAACACAGACAUCUCUGAAUACCGAUUACUACCCGAUUUGGAACAAUUGAAUCCAUUUAAGAGUGAAAACCAACAAUCUUUAGGUCAAUUAUUUGUCGGCUUUUUUAAGUAUUACAGUUUAGAUUUUGAUUUCUCAACACAAGUGGCUUCUGUACGGUUGGGUCGAACCAUCUCUAAAGCCAGUUAUGUACCACCACUGGAUCAAUAUCUUUGGGAAUACAUUGCUGUAGAAGAACCAUUCAGUUUAGAUAACUCCGCCCGAACUCUAUAUGAAUUGAAACCCUUCCUUAUGGUUACCAAUGAAUUCAAGAAAAUGUAUGAAAAAUUCAAGGAUUUGCACUGUGAUUGUGGUUGUGAUUACUAAAUCAUAUUUUUGUCUUAAGUUAUAUAGUCUUUU
Messenger RNA from Oppia nitens, 1337 nucleotides. Its product is annotated as poly(A) RNA polymerase GLD2-like. Gene Ontology annotation, molecular function: poly(A) RNA polymerase activity. The transcript has 2 exons. The record is from RefSeq and is a predicted model, not a curated record. Bases 228 to 1304 code for a protein of 358 amino acids. NCBI's taxonomy places the organism in Eukaryota, Metazoa, Arthropoda, Arachnida, Sarcoptiformes, Oppiidae. Gene Ontology annotation, cellular component: cytosol.